Molecule: messenger RNA, 1509 nt
Organism: Rangifer tarandus platyrhynchus (Svalbard reindeer)
Lineage: Eukaryota; Metazoa; Chordata; Mammalia; Artiodactyla; Cervidae
Source: the annotation of a GenBank genome assembly
AUGUCCUUCCCCCAGCUCGGAUACCAGUACAUCCGUCCGCUCUACCCACCCGAGCGCCCGGGGGCCGCCGCCGGCGGUGGCAGCGCUGGGGCCCGGGGCGGCCCGGGAGCCGGCGCCUCGGAGCUGGCUGCCUCAGGGUCCCUGUCCAACGUGCUCUCGUCCGUGUACGGGGCGCCCUACGCCGCGGCGGCAGCCGCAGCCGCAGCCGCCCAAGGCUACGGCGCCUUCCUGCCCUACGCCGCCGAGCUGCCCAUCUUCCCUCAGCUGGGCACGCAGUAUGAGCUGAAGGACAGCCCCGGGGUGCAGCAUACGGCCGCGGCCACCGCGUUUCCGCACCCGCACCCCGCCUUCUACCCGUAUGGCCAGUAUCAGUUCGGGGACCCAUCCCGUCCCAAGAACGCCACCCGAGAAAGCACUAGCACGCUCAAGGCCUGGCUCAACGAGCACCGCAAGAACCCCUACCCCACCAAGGGCGAGAAGAUCAUGCUGGCCAUCAUCACCAAGAUGACCCUCACCCAGGUGUCCACCUGGUUCGCCAACGCGCGCCGGCGCCUCAAGAAGGAGAACAAGAUGACCUGGGCGCCCCGUAGCCGCACCGACGAGGAGGGCAACGCUUACGGGAGCGAGCGCGAGGAGGAAGAUGAGGAGGAGGAUGAAGAAGACGGCAAACGCGAACUGGAGCUGGAGGAGGAGGAGCUCGGGGGGGAGGAGGAGGACCCCGGGGGCGAGGGCCUGGCAGACGACGAGGAGGACGAGGAGAUCGAUUUGGAGAAUUUAGACGGCGCGGCCGCGGGGCCCGAGCUGGCCCUGACGGGGGCGUCGCACAGGGACGGCGACCUCGGCCUGGAACCCAUCUCAGACUCCAAGAAUAGCGACUCGGACGACAGCUCCGAGGGCUUGGAGGAGCGUCCGCUGCCCGUCCUGAGUCUGGCCCCAGUGCCACCGCCCGUAGCCACGGCCCCGCCAUCUCCGCCCUCGCCCCCAGUGGGCCUGGACCCCUGCGCUCCUGCACCGGCGCCCGCCUCGGCCCUGCAGAAACCCAAGAUCUGGUCCCUGGCCGAGACGGCCACAAGCCCGGACAACCCGCGCCGCUCGCCUCAGGGCGCGGGGGGCUCUCCCCCGGGGGCAGCGGUCGCGCCCUCGGCCCUGCAGCUCUCUCCGGCCGCCGCCGCCGCCGCCGCGGCUCACAGACUCGUCUCGGCGCCGCUGGGCAAGUUCCCCGCUUGGACCAACCGGCCGUUCCCAGGCCCUCCGCCUGGCCCACGUCCGCACCCGCUGUCCCUGCUGGGCUCGGGCCCGCCACACCUGCUGGGACUUCCCGGAGCCGCGGGCCACCCGGCCGCCGCCGCUGCCUUCGCUCGGCCGGCGGAGCCAGAGGGCGGAACAGAUCGCUGUAGUGCCUUGGAAGUGGAGAAAAAGUUACUCAAGACAGCUUUCCAGCCGGUGCCCAGGCGGCCCCAGAACCACCUGGAUGCCGCUCUGGUCUUAUCGGCUCUCUCCUCAUCCUAG